Molecule: messenger RNA, 4071 nt
Organism: Bombus huntii
Lineage: Eukaryota; Metazoa; Arthropoda; Insecta; Hymenoptera; Apidae
Product: targeting protein for Xklp2
Exons: 2
Coding region: 559-2700 (713 amino acids)
Biological process (GO): regulation of mitotic spindle organization; activation of protein kinase activity
Cellular component (GO): spindle; microtubule
Source: RefSeq, a predicted model, not a curated record
UAAAAACGAUUCAAAAUGCUACUUCAAAUCUUCCUUUCCUUUCGAACUGUUUUACCCAUGUCUCACCUUUUUUUGUUUUUCCGCGGAAAAAUUAUUCUGCGCAGUAAGAUGCGCAGUUGUCAUGUUCUGUGGCACCUUUUCAUGUAACAGUCAUGGAGCAUUAAGUCACUAUAUACUAAUAUUGCCAACCUUAACAUACAAUAACGAACAAAAUUCUUAUAGGAAUAAUAGAGAUCUUUAACUUUUAUAUUAUGUACAUUAUUUCCAGCCAAUUAGAUGGAAGGUCAAAAAAUUUCAAACUUAAAUUCGUCAACGUCUACGUUGACCAGUUACCAGGAUUUUCGGUGUUUGAAAAGUAAAUAUCCUGGAAAGAAGUUUUUUUUAUAGAAUUAGUUAUUUAAAGAAUUGUGAAAGAACUACUGGACCAGAUAAACGUUUAAUUACACGAAAUCGUGUAAAAAUUGCAGCUUAAGUGCUUGCUACUUAUUCCAAAGAUUGUGUUUGAAUAAUAUCCACCUUACGGUAGUUUGUUGUAAUACUUAUUUGAAAAUUUAAUCCAUGAAUUCAAAUUUUUUUGAUAUGAUGGAGAACUGUUGUGCUCCACAGUGGGCAGAUUUUACAUGUAGUCCUCAGGUUUGUUGUGAUAGUUAUUUCGAAAAAGAACACGAGGUGCACGAUCCUCAAAUAUUUUUGAAAUCUACCAUUGAUUCCACUCCAUCUUCCUCACAUACGCAAGAAAGCAGAACUGAGCAAUCUGUCAAUGAAACAAAGUUUGAUGACAGUUUAGAACCACAAACUCCUGCACAUUGUAAUAUAGCAUAUUUUAUACCUCAUGAAAAUAAAAUGCAUUCUAUAGAGAAAGUUAAGGAAGAUCAUCAAUUAGACAGAGCUAUGAAAGACUUAAAGCUAGAUGAAAGGUCCAGCAAAAUUCAUCAGACAUGGAAUAUAUCAAUAACAGAUCUGACCGCUGAAUUUAAAGUAUCAAUGGCAAAUCAUAAAAUUAAAAAGGAUGUGCCUGAGAGGAUUAAGCAGCGCAUGUUACAGGCAAAGAACACAAUUCUUGGUAAGUCUUCAUUGAAAGAUGUUCAGGCAAAUAAUAUGGAAAAGAAAAGUACUUUACAAACUGCAUUUACAAAAAAUAAAGAUAAAUUAGUAAUAAAAUCAAAAGUUGAUACUUCAGCAAAAGAUAAUCUUUCAGAGAAGAGAUUAUCUUAUAAAAUUGUAUCACUUUCAAAAAGAGAAUCUAAUUUAUUUAAUAAAAAACGACACUCAUUGGGUAAAUCACAACCAAAGGUACUUACUUGUCAAUAUGGUAUAACAAAGAUGAUAAAGAAUCGGAAACGUUCAAAUCAGUUCGUAAGUUUAGCAGAGGCGAUUUCUAAGUUCCAAAAUGGAACACCUCAGAGAUUCCGUACUCUCAGUAACAAGGAUAUGAAGCCUGGUCCAUUGAUGAAAUUGAAACGAUUACCGAUGAAGCUUACUUAUCCAGUUUCUCCUGCAUUAAGAUGCAAACAGAGAAGGAGAAGAGGUAAUAUCUUGAGUCAGCAAGAAAGAGAAGAGUUGGAGUUUGAAGAAAUGAAGAAGCAUCAAAUCAAAGCAAAUCCUGUACCAAUUAAUAUCUUAAAGGGUCGGUCAGUGUUGAAAAAAGUGCCUAAAAAACCAACUACAGUUACGGAAGAGUUUCAUUUGACUCAGUCUAAGAGAAUACGUCAUACAGCAGGACCAUCCCUAAAUUUGCAACAGAAUACAAAUGCCAAGGAACACAAAAAGAUUGUUCCCAUCACUCCUUCCACCAGUAGCUCAAGUGUUUCCUCUAAGAAGGGAAAUCCCUGUGUAGAAGUUGUUGCAAAUAACACAAAGGACACAAAAUUCAAUUCUAACACUCGCAACAAGGAAUUUCAGAUAAGAAAGGAAGAAAAACUGAAAAAUUGUCACACUCAGGAAGUAAAUAAAGUAAAGACAGAGUUUCAUGCAAGACCCGCACCUAAAUUUCUAAAGCCAACAAAUACAGUUAAAGAGCAGAGUUCAAAAAGGAGAACAAUAGCUACAUGUCCAUUUAGUUUUGAAGAAAGAAACAAAUUUCUUGCUAAGAAGAAAGAAGAAUUGAUUAAGCAGUUGGAGGAACAGGAUAAAAAGGCUAGAGUAUUCCAUGCCAAUCCUGUUCCAAGCUUUAAACCUGUUGUGAUUCAUGGUUUAUCUAAAGAUAAUAUACGAAGCAAGGACAAGGUAAGUGGCUCUAAGGAACUUGGAACCAGACAAAUAAAAAGUUACAGUAACCAAGAAAAUAAGCAGCCUAAUAUUAUGAACAAUACAUUAACGGACAUAAGCACUAGAAAGAAGGUGACAAUAAAUAGAACCAGCACAAGCUUAAUAGAUACCAAAAAUAAAAAAUUAAACAAUGUCCAGAACAAGGUUGGUAAAGUUGAAUUAAAUACAAUGAAAAGAGCUCAAAAAAGGAACGAAUUUGAUGACAAAAUCAAGAAGAGGGAGCAGGAAUUUGGAGCAAAGAAAAUGCAGGAAGAAAAGAAUAAAUUAUUGAAAGAAAAAAUGGAAAGAGCAGAGUUGCGCAAAAUGGCAGAGGUGAAAGCUAGACCAAUGCCAGUAUAUAAACCUAUAAAUAUUGUAAAAUCAACCAAGCCUAUAACCAAUCCACAAAGUCCUGCAUUGGGAAUUAGAAACAAAGCAAAAGCCGUUUCUUAAUUUUAAUCAACAUACAAUAUACAAGUUAAUUAUGUAUUGACUAUAUGUAAGUAACACGACAUGAUUUGUUAGGUAAUACUUCUUUGAGUUGUAGGAAAUAUUUGAACUCUCAUAUACAGUAUCAUAAUAAAGUAAUUUUUUUAUGAAGAAUGGUGCAAUCGAGCUUCGAAUCACAAUAAAAAAGCUGUAUUUUUUUUUGUAAUUUUGUGUCUAAAACUAAAAAUUUUUAUUUUUACCGUUUAGAUAAUUUAAAUGCUAAAAAACAAAUUAAAAAGAAAACUAAACAAUUUAUACAUAUUUACACUUAGAAAUGACGAUUGAAUGUAAUUAAAUAUUUCAGGAUUCGCCAUAAAUUCGAAAAUAACUUGUAUUAGCUAACUAUGACAUAAACAAGAUUUGUUAUUUCAUUAUUUUUUUGAUUUGCUGGAUUACUUUUUUCAGAUAUAUCUCUAAUUGAUAAGGAUGUAAAUGACAUUUUUAGUACUUCUCUUUUAUAUCACAUAAAAUAUAUAUAAUAAAUUUAUAUACCAAGAAUAUUAUAUAGCUUCAACAACAUAGUUUAAUUUAUUUCGAAUGUACAAAGACCACACUAUCAUACAUCUACUUUCUUUUGCUUCGCAUCAGUCAGAGGAAUAAAAAGUUCAGUUCUGGAGACAAUUCAAUCGAUUAAAAAUGCUAUCAUUAACAACUUUAACACCACAAUCAGCAGGAAUAUUUUUUCUUCCAUCAAUUUCAGAUGUUCCAGUUAUCUUUAUCAUUCUAUUUGGCAUACAAUCUAAUAUCGAUUUUUUAGAUACGACAAUACGAUAUAAAAAAUUAAAAACGUUUAUCAAGAUUUCACAGUAGACGAUCGAUAGUAGAAAAUGAAUAUUGUAGAUUGGUUGCUUCCAUUCGAAAUUCUAGCUUUAACUAUUAACACGUUUCUCGUAGAAGUUAUAAAUAUUUUGUAUCUGUAGAAAUAUCGUUUAUAAAUUAUUCGAUGUAACACAAAAAUUACACUCAUUGACAUACGCAAUGUUUUAAUUGACCCGUAUAUCAUAAAUUAUUCUGAAUAACUAUUAUACGGUUAUCUUCAAGUUUCCAUCGCAGUAGCUCCAAUGAGCAAAAACUAAAGUAACAUGAAAGAUUGUGCCUCAAAAAAUAAAGGCAUGGAAAAUAUUUAAUUCCAUUUAUAAUACACGAGUCAGAAUAUUUUUCCUCAAAAUAAUAUACAUAUUACGAAUCGACUCCAUAACUGUUCGCAAAAUUAACGAAAAAAUAUUCGGUGUUUGAAAUGCAUUGAAAAGGCUGUUACUUCUUUUUCUUCGUUUUUUUCUUUUUUUCUUUCUUUUACUAAGAAAUGCAGAAUAAUUGUUAGUGUUAAAAAGAAAA